This is a messenger RNA of Protobothrops mucrosquamatus (brown spotted pit viper), 513 nucleotides long. Its product is annotated as cathepsin S-like. Gene Ontology annotation, cellular component: lysosome. Gene Ontology annotation, molecular function: cysteine-type endopeptidase activity. The transcript has 3 exons. Gene Ontology annotation, biological process: immune response. Lineage: Eukaryota; Metazoa; Chordata; Lepidosauria; Squamata; Viperidae. The record is from RefSeq and is a predicted model, not a curated record. The annotation marks the transcript as partial.
GGACACUGUGGCUCCUGCUGGGCCUUCAGUGCCACGGGGGCUCUGGAGGGGCUGCUCUUCAAAAAGACUGGCCAGCUGGUGCCCCUGAGCGAGCAGAACCUCAUGGACUGCUCCUGGAAGCUGGGCAACAAGGGCUGUCACGGGGGCUACGUCAGCCACGCCUUUGAGUACGUUCGGGACAACAGAGGCAUCAAUUCGGAGCAGGAUUAUCCUUACCGGGAGAAGGACGAGUUCAAAUGUCACUACAACCCAAAAACCCGGGUGGGCAACUGCACGUCCUUAGUGCGGAUUCAGUCACAGAACGAGGCGGCCCUGGAGCAAGCUGUGGCCACGAUGGGGCCAGUAUCCUUGGGUGUGGAUGCUAAGAGUUUCCAGUUCCAUUUCUAUAAGUCGGGUAUCUUUGCAAGCAGCUGGUGCACCCACAAUGUCAGCCACGCCAUGCUGGCCGUGGGCUACGGCACUGAGCAGGAGGGUAAGAAGACCACCGAUUACUGGAUCCUAAAGAACAGGUGA